Messenger RNA from Teleopsis dalmanni, 816 nucleotides. RefSeq names its product seminase. Gene Ontology annotation, biological process: proteolysis. Gene Ontology annotation, molecular function: serine-type endopeptidase activity. The transcript has a single exon. NCBI's taxonomy places the organism in Eukaryota, Metazoa, Arthropoda, Insecta, Diptera, Diopsidae. The record is from RefSeq and is a predicted model, not a curated record. Bases 1 to 816 code for a protein of 271 amino acids.
AUGUAUGAGUUUCUACUGAGAUUACUUUUGCUUAAUGGCAAUGUAACUGACAUUUCUGAGCAAAAUACCAAUUCAACAAAUUUAUCAAACUCAACAGCAGUACUACCACUAGUACGUACACCUCGAAUUAUUGGUGGCUAUGCAACAGACGCAGUACAUCUACCGUAUUUGAUUAAUAUAUCGAAAUUUGGAGUAUUUACGUGUGGAGGUGCACUGAUAACACAAAAAUGUGUGAUUACUGCUGCACAUUGCACAAAAGAUGCUGUGGCAAGUGACUUUAGUGUACGUGGUGGUAUUACAUAUCUGAGCGAGAAAAGGAACAUCCGAAGAGUUCGACAGUUUUUUGUCUCACCAUUAUACGACAAAAAGGCUUUGGAUUACGAUGUUGCUAUACUUCAAUUAAGUUCACUUCUAGAAGGCAGAGAUAUUGAAACCAUACAAUUGAGUGACAAAAAUAUAACCACAGGAGAGUACAUACGAAUAUCGGGUUGGGGGUUGACAAAGGAAGGGGCUUUUAAACCUGCAAAUAAAAUGCAUACCGUAAAAGUACGUGUUAUACCUCAAAAUGAAUGUAUGGAAUUGUAUAAGGGAUACAGAAAUAUAAGUGAUGCUAUGUUCUGUGCGUCUGUUCCUGGUAAAAAGGACGCUUGCUCUGCGGACUCUGGUGGGCCUGCAGUGGCACAUGGAGAAUUAGUUGGUAUUGUGUCAUGGGGGAGGGGAAAAGAAUGUGGUCGUGCUAGUUCACCAGGUGUUUAUGUUAGAAUAACAACUGUUAGAACAUGGAUUGACAGUAUUUUAAAUAAGCAUUGUUACUAA